Messenger RNA from Petromyzon marinus (sea lamprey), 2222 nucleotides. RefSeq lists its product as uncharacterized. NCBI's taxonomy places the organism in Eukaryota, Metazoa, Chordata, Hyperoartia, Petromyzontiformes, Petromyzontidae. The record is from RefSeq and is a predicted model, not a curated record.
GCCGGUAGCCUUCACAGCUGCUGCCACUCGCUAGCAGCACUUGGCCCAGCAGUCUGUUUAAGGCUACACGAUAUCACGAUGUCGCGAUAUCGCGAUAUCACGAUAUCACGAUACCGUGAUAUCGCGAUAUCACGAUACCGCGAUAUCGCGAUACCGCGUUUUCCUCUCGUAAGAGAUGGGCCUCCGUCACGUGGUGAAAUGGAGGACGUGGGUGCCAUGAUUGAUGAACGUCGAUAUAUGACACAUGGGGUUAAAUAAAGGAAAGUUGGUGACAAGGCGGGCGACUCUGAAUGAGGCUAAACACGGGGGCUGUGGACGCUUUCGACGACUGAUUGCCUCAUGCUCCUGCCAGCGAUUCACGGGACUCACUCGAUGUGUGACCCUUCCCCGUGGUGGCGGCAGGUACACGACAGGGAUACCAACGUCAGGGCAAGAUGAUGCUACUGUCUGCAAUCACGUUCACAGUCAUAACCGGUGGAUGGCGUCUUCACGUGUCGCCGAACGCGACGAGCUGGCGGCGAGCGCGAGACUACUGCCGGGAGGUGGGGGCAGAGCUGGCGGUCAUCCCCGGCCCGGUGGUCAACUCGAGACUCGCGUCGGCUCUCUCGGAGACCGAUGGGAAGUUCUGGAUCGGACUGCGGAAGGCGGGCGGCCUGCAGUGGAGAUGGAUCGACAAUUCCUCCGCCGACGGAUUCCUGAACUGGGCCCCGUCCGAACCGAACAACCUCGCCAGAGAAGACUGCGUCGAGAUGUACGUGGUGAGGGAAGGGGCCGGCCACGUGCCGGGGGACGACCACGUGACGAGGGAAGGGGCCGGCCACGUGCCGGGGGACGACCACGUGACGGUGCGCCACGCGAGGCACGGCCGCUGGAAUGACGAACACUGCGGCAAGAGGAAGCGAGCACUCUGCGUGAUAGGACCAGCCGACCCAACAGCUGCACCCACAACAGCCAAUCCCACAACAGCCAAUCCCACAACAGCCGAUCCUACAACAGCCGAUCCUAUAACAGCAGAAGAAACCACAACAGCCGAUCCUACAACAGCCAAAAAACCCACAACAGCCGAUCCUACAAUAGCCGAUCCUAUAACAGCAGAAGAAACCACAACAGCUGAUCCUACAACAGCCAAAAAACCCACAACAGCCGAUCCUACAAAAGCCAAAGAGCUCACAACAGCUGAUCCUAUAAUAGCAGAAGAACCCACAACCGCUGAUCCUACAACAGCCAAAAAACCCACAACAGCCGAUCCUAUAACAGCUGAUCCUAUAACAGCAGAAGAACCCACAACAGCCGAUCCUACAACAGCUGAUCCUAUAACAGCAGAAGAACCCACAACAGCUGAUCCUACAACAGCCGACUCGACUGUGUCUAUGGCAGAGCGAAGGAGGGCACGGGACAGGGCAGCAGCUCUGGGGGCAGCCGGAGUGCUCGCCUCGCUGGGGGCAGCGGCGCUGGCGCUGUGGAGGAGGAGGAAAGGCGCCUGUGACUUGGAGAGGCGUCGGGCGAGUGAUCGGCCACACAAUGAGACGUUCACGGAGCGAGGGGAGUGGAGGUCGUCACCACAGGAGCCCGGAGACUUGGUGUAGACGACGACUCGCUGAUGUUGAUGAGUCGCUGGCGAGCAUCGCGGAGCCUAGAGAUCUCACAGCGAGACAUCGCAGCUGAAGAAAUGAGACUGACCUGGGUUGUAACUUAGACUGAGUUCACACUCGGACUGUGUCCUACUUGACCCUCCCGCAGUUGAAGUCUCCCAGCCUUAGGGGUCGCAGGUUCGACUCCCAUACGGAACACUCAACCCAUACAGAACACUCGUCCCAUACAGAACCUUCGUCCCAUACAGAACCCUCGUCCCAUAGAGAACACUCAACCCAUACAGAACCUUCGUCCCAUACAGAACCCUCGUCCCAUAGAGAAUACUCAACCCAUACAGAAACCUCGUGCCAUACAGAACACUCAACCCAUACAGAACCUUCGUCCCAUACAGAACCUUCGUCCCAUACAGAACCCUCGUCCAAUACAGAACCCUCGUCCCAUACAGAACACUCAUCCCAUAACCAUACAGAACCCUAAUUUAAAAACUUGAACCGUUAAUAAAUCGUAAUAAUAAUGAAAUAGUAAUGUUGUAACAGAUAACUUGAAUAAUAUUUAAAGCAUUACAAUUCAUUGUAUAUUUAUUUAUCCUGUGAUGUGUAAAGGCGGUGGUGGUGGAGGUGGUGGUGGUG